UCGGCGCCGGCCCGGUUUCCCCCCUCCUUGCCCAUCAGGUGUGGAGUUGCGGUGAACGCCACUCGGCCUCCAAUGCUUCAUUCGGGUUAAAACCAUGUCGAUGGUUCAGUGCAAUCCCUGGCGACGGGAGGGGUGAACUGUCUUACUCCUGGUCCUGUAUUGUUAAGUUUGAGUUGUACAGCCUUGCAAUGGCAUCAGAGUAUCUUACUGUAACGUACAUAUCAGCUUCUUAUAAAACGUUAUUUAUUUCAAUAACAGCGGCAGCAGCCUGUCUCUAAUGGGGAAGUUUGUGGGUUCACACUCCAGUGUAGUGUUGAUGCAGUGCCAAGGGUGAUAAUUUAAAGCAAGAUCCUCUCUGCCCUCACAGCUAAAAGCAAACGAUCCCAUAGCACUAUUGUUAAAAUAAAGCGAGUCGUUUUGAUGCCCUGGACAGUAUUUAUGACUGGACCGAUGUGUCUCUGUCGAUAUUGCAGUUGUUGUUUAUGGAAAAUGAAUGAAUCAUUGACUCCACAAUCCUACAUCCGCCACUUGAAACAGGGGCUCAUCCAAGAACUAUCAGACAUGCUGGAUCCACAAGAUGGUUGGAAGAAACUAGCAGUAAGCAUAAAAAAGUCUACAGGAGAACUAAGAUACAGCCAGUUACAUAUAAGGAGAUUUGAAGGAUUGAUUCCUAAGGGCAGGAGCCCUACUGCAGAGCUUCUGUUUGACUGGGGAACAACUAAUGCCACAGUCAAUGAUUUUGUGGAAAUCUUGAUCCAAAAUAAUUUUCUAGCUGCAGCUAGCUUGGUACUUCCAGAUAAAGUACCAUUGGCUACACCAUCUGCUUCAUUACCUGAAAAAAAUGAUACCCUUAUCGGUGACUCUGCCUAUAAGCCAAUUCUACAGGUCUCUAAUAACGAACACACCCGCCACUAUCCAGACAGCAGCAGUGAGAAAGAAACUGCCUUAAUGGUAAACAGUUCAACGCCACCAUGUUCAUCUUAUGACAGUUCAGAAAUAAAUCUUCACAAUUUCAACUAUUAUGAGUUAAUGCAGAGGACUGGUAACUUUGAUGAGCGUCCAGUAUCGGACGGUGGCAGUAAGAUUGGUGAGGGGGGGUUUGGAAUUGUCUACAGAGGCUACAUAAAUAACAGAAUGGUGGCUGUGAAAAAAUUGACAGCAGCACUGGAUCAGCAUAAUGUCAGCAUGGGGGAGCUGAGACUUCAGUUCAGUCAAGAAAUUAAAACUUUGGCUAAAUUAAAGCAUGAAAACCUGGUUGAGUUACUUGGCUUUUCCAAUGAUGGAGAACACCCUUGCCUGGUAUAUGCUUAUAUGCCUAAUGGGUCAUUGCUAGACAGAUUGGCAUGUCUGAAUAACACAGCUCCACUUUCUUGGAAUAAAAGAUGCAAUAUUGCUGGAGAUACAGCCAAUGGACUAAAAUAUUUACAUGACAAUAAUCAUAUCCAUCGUGAUGUUAAAAGUGCAAACAUCUUGUUGGAUGCUCUAUUUGUUCCUAAGAUUUCAGACUUCGGACUUAGCCGAGCAUCAUCACGUUUAACACAAACAAUGUUAACUGAGAAAAUUGUCGGCACAACUGCAUACAUGGCUCCAGAGGCAAUGCGUGGGGAGAUUACUCCAAAGUCGGAUGUUUUUAGCUUUGGCAUUGUCUUAUUAGAAUUAAUAACAGGACUUCCACCCGUUGAUGAAUCUCGUGAACCACAAUUACUGUUUGAUAUCAAAGAAGAAAUUGAAGAUGAAGAAAUGUCUAUCGAGGAUUACAUUGAUAAAAAGAUGCAGGAUCAGGACUCUGUGACAAUUGAGAAAAUGUAUUUAACUGCAAGUCAGUGUUUAAAUGAAAAGAAGAAUAAGAGACCAGAUAUUAAAAAGGUAUACGAUUCAUUGCAAGAGAUAUCUUCAGUUGCUUCAUAAUGAGAUGAAGUCUGGAGCCUCUGUUACAAGUCACAACAAACAUUAUUGAGAAUAUAAUACAAAGUUUGGAUUUCUGAUAGCCACAUUAUUCUGGUUGGUGUUGUUUGAGUAUGAGAUGAGGAAUCUCAAAUUAGACUUAGGUGACUGAAUAGGAAACUCACCCCUUGAGCCCAUUCUGCCAUUCAUUAUGAUCGUGGUUGAUCUGGUUGUGGUCUCUCUUUCACUUCCCUUCUCCUAACAAUAUCUAAUAUCUAUCUAGUUCUGCCUUAAACGAACUCACAUAUCCCUGCCUCUACUGCUUUAUUGGGAAGAGAAUUCUACAUGCUAACAGUCUUAUAAAAGAAAAAAAAACUCAUCGCGUCUUCAGACUGAGACCUGUCAUUAUUAAACUGUAUCUCUUGGUUCUUGUCUCCUGCACUGAAGGAAACAUGCUCCCUGUAUCUACCAUAUCAAGCCCCCCUCAAAUACAAUGUGUCUUAUAAGUUCACGUCUCCUUCUUCUAAAAUCUUUCAUAAAAUAAGCCCUCCAUUCCAGGAAUGAGUUGAAUUUUAAAAAAUGAGAAAUGUUAAAUUAACCUUCCCUGAAGUGCUUCUAAAGCAAUUUCUUUUUCCAAUAAGCAAACCAAAACUGUACACAAUUGUAUAGCUGGCUCUAUACAGUUGCAAUAAACCUUACCUCUUAUAUGCUAUAACCCUUGCAAUAAAUUCCAGCAUUACAUUUGCUUUCCUAAUCAUUUAUGUAUUUGCAUACUAACAUUGAGUUUUGUAUGUCAGGACACUCAGAUCCCAGAGUUCUGUAAUCUCUCUCUAUACAAACACUGCUUUUGUAUUCUUCCUGCCAAACUGGACGAGUUCAAGUUAUUGAUACUGUAUUCAGUCUGCCAGGAUUUUGCUCGCUCACUUCUUAUCUCUAUCCCUUUGCAGACUCUUUACCAACUCGUGACAACUUACUUUCCUACCUCUGUUGGUGUCACCAGCAAAUUAACAGCUGUGCCUUUAAUAUUUCCAUCUAAGUCGUUGCAUAUAGUUGAGGAUCCAACACUGAAUUCUGUGACAUUCCACUAAUUACUGUUUGCUAAUGCAAAAAGCACAUUUAUCCUAAUUCCCUAGUUAUUGUAGGUGACCAAUCAAUUAUCGGUAACAUAAGGAGCAGUAAUAGGCACCUCAGCCCUUUGAUCCCACUCCACUAAUUAAUAUAAACAUAGCUGAUCUCACCUCCGUCUCAACUCAUUUUCCUGCUUGCUCCCAAUAAUCCUUUAACCCAUUAACCCAAUACUAAUUGAAAGUCUGUCUGUCUCCUCCUCAAAUUUAUUCACUGUCCCAGCAUGUACCACAUUGUGGAAUAGUGACUUUUGUGGAUUCACAACCCUUUGAGAGGAAAUAAUUCCUCAUUUUCUGUAGUGAAUCAGUCACCCCUUAUCUUGAAACUGUGACUUUCCAUUCUAAAUUGCCCCAUGAGGGGAAGUAUGUGCUCUACAUCUACUUUGUCAAUCCCCUUUAGCAUCUAAUAGACCUCAAUUAAAUAUCCUGUCAUCUUUGUAAAUUCCAGCAAAUAGAGGCUUAAACUGCUUAAUCUCUCCUUUAUAUGACAAGCCUUUCAUCUCUGGAAUUAAUUCUCAGAAUUGUUUCCAAUGCAAUAAUAUCUUUCUUCACGUAUCUGUGCUAAUAGGUUAUCCCUAACACCAUAGGUUCUUAGCUUUGAUGCAGAACCUUAUUAAAUGUCAUUUGCAAAUUGAGUGCUCCAAAUCUACAGGUUCCUCCUUAUCACUGGCCGCAAAAAAUGCUAAUAAUUUAGUUAUACAUGGUAUCACUUUCACAAAGCAAUGUUGAUUCUGCUUGAAUACAUUAUAGCUGGAUACUUAGAAAAUCAUAACCUCCCUAAUGGAUUUUCACAAUUUCCCCAAGACAGAUGUUAGGCUAACUGGUGUAGAGUUGUUUGCUUUCUGUCUCCAUCCUUUCUUGUAUAAAAGUAUUAAUGUAGUUACUUCCAAUCCUUUGGUAUCCUUCCUGAAUCUAGGGAAUUUUAGAAGAUCAUAACAAAUACCUUCUAGUGCCUUUGCAGGCACUCCUUUUAAGACCUUAGGAUAGAGGCCAUCCAGUAGUUUUCCCACCACAUUUUUCCUUGUGAUUGUGAUUGUUCAAAUGCCUUCCCCUCUUUAUGUUUUAGUAUCUUUUGGAAGUUUUCUAAGAGAUCUAGUGAAAACAGGCACAAUGCAUCUAUUAAAUUCCCUUAAAUUUCCAGAGAACCAUCAGUAGGUUUAGUAACUCUCUUCCAUUUAAUGAUUCGGAGAUGCCGGUGACAAUCACCUGAUGAAGGAGCGUCGCUCCGAAAGCUAGUGUGCUUCCAAUUAAACCUGUUGGACUAUAACCUGGUGUUGUGUGAUUUUUAACCUUCUUCCAUUUAAGUACUUGUAAAAUCUUAACAUUUGUUUAUAUAUUACAGGCUAGCUUUUUCCUCAUACUCUUUUUAAGCCUAUUCUUUGCUGGUUCUUAAAACCUGACCAAUCUUCUGAUUGUUACAAAUUUGUACAGUUUUUCUUUAGAUUGAUGUAAUCCUUAACUUCUUCAUUUAGCCACAGAUGAUGUCUCUUGCCUUCUCACUGGAAUAAAUCUUCACUGAAUGUUCUUAAAAUCUCCACUGUCAUAUCUUUUAAUCUAUUUUCCCAGUUCAGUUCAGCCUUCAUAGAUACUUCUUAAUCAACCUGUUCAGACAUGUAAUAAGUGUAGAGCAGGUGGGACUUGAAAACAGGCCUUUUUGCUGAAUUUACCUUAACUGUAUCCACUGAAUCCCUCUUGAAAUUAGUCAAUUUAAAUAAAACUAAGGAGUGACAUAAGGUAAAGGCAGAUAAAUAAAAUUAAGCUACAAAUGAACCAUUGCUUAACAGAAUUAUAGAAUAGGCUCAAGAGGCUGAAUUGCUUGCACUUUUGUAUAUAUUGGGAAUAUUUCUGUAACCCUUAUGUAAAAUCUGAAACAUGUCAACUAACUGGGUCCCAGCUCAAAGGUAAAAUACUGUAGAUACUGUAAACCUGAAAUAUUUACAGUUUUUUGUAUGAUCAGUUCCACAGCAGCUCUGAAGUGGUGGUGAUAUUCCCAAGCAUUUUUAAAGUCUAUUUUCUUAUAGGCAGUCAAGAUUGUGAAUUUGGAAGUGCAGUCAAAGGUAUUUUGGCAAGUUACUGCAAUGCACCUUGAUUUGGAUACACUGUCAGUGGUGGGAUGAAUGAAUAUUUAACAUAGCAGGUUGGGUGUCAGUCAAACUUUUCUUUAAACUGUGUUGAUCUUGACUGUUAUUGACUCGCUCAUCCAAGAAAGUGAAAAUGUAUUCCAUCACACUUUGAUUGUGCCUUAUAGAUGAGUAACAGACUGUGGUGAGUCAGGAGAUGAAUUACUUUAUGGAGAAUUUCCAACCCUUGACUGCUGUUGUAACCACUUUUUUUUUUAAACAGCUGGUUCAGUUAAGUAUCUGGUCAAUGGUAACUUCCAGACUGGUGUUAGUGAAAAGUCUUUGUACUUGCAUUAAUGCUCUUCUUGGGCUGACAUUAGAGACUGCCAAUUUGAGUAUUUUUAGCCAGUGUACACAAGCUUGAUUCUCUCCUUUACAUGAGUCAAUUCUGGUUGUCUGUUUAUCAUCUAUAAGAUUGCGAUUCUUUUUUUGAUUCUGAUAAUUACUUUUAAACUUCACAGAUGCUCUUGGUCUGUAAACAGUACUUAUACCACUUUGUUACAAUUUUGGCAGAGAUUGAGAGUUCAGUUGUGUGGCCAAAGCAAAAAUGCAGUUUUCACAGUAAUUUCUUCUCUCAUAUAAACUAAGAUUUUUACCCUUUCACACAACAUAAAUGAGGCAUGGAUGAUAACCUGGUUAUUGCAUUAUCUUUGCGCUAUGUGAGUUCUUCUAUCCAUUUAAAGAAGAAAUGUCAGAGUUAAAACUAAUAGGCAAGUUUGCUUACAAUUCAAGAUAAUUACAAAGAAGGGAAACAGCAAAUUAGUAGUAACAAUGUACUAAAAUUGUGUUUUUGUAAUGCGAAGUGUACUUUUUUAGUUUCUAUGUUGUAAUACUACCUCACUGAACUGCUAAGAAAUUAAAAUGAAGUUGAUAAUAAUAGUGAUCAUUGCAUGAUAAACCCAUUAAUUACCCAUUGAUUUUAAUGCUUCUUCUGGGCUAUUGCCAAAAGUAUUUAAAUCACUUGAACAUAAAUACUAUUUUGAUAGGCUACUGUACAACUUUCUCGAAAAGAAAUGACUGGUCAGUACUUUUCUAAUAGAAAUACGACUUCUCUUAGACUCAACUGUUGGUGCUGACGUUAUAUUUGCAACUGCCCUACAUACUAACUUCCCUGAUAAAUUAUUAAGUA
Chiloscyllium plagiosum (whitespotted bambooshark) is the source of this 6257-nucleotide messenger RNA. RefSeq names its product interleukin-1 receptor-associated kinase 4. Gene Ontology annotation, biological process: signal transduction; protein phosphorylation. NCBI's taxonomy places the organism in Eukaryota, Metazoa, Chordata, Chondrichthyes, Orectolobiformes, Hemiscylliidae. The record is from RefSeq and is a predicted model, not a curated record. Gene Ontology annotation, molecular function: ATP binding; protein serine/threonine kinase activity; magnesium ion binding.